CAUCAGGACAAUCCACUUGGAAACAAACACAUGUAAGACAGGAGCCAUACUCAUGUAGGGAGUGUGGCAAAGGCUUUAGCCAAUCAGUUCACUUGGCCACUCACAUGCGGACGCAUACAGGAGAGAGGCCGUAUUCAUGUAGGGAGUGUGGCAAGAGCUUCACUGACUCAUCAAGCCUGGCUAAACACAAGCGGACGCAUACAGGAGAGAGGCCGUAUUCAUGUAGGGAGUGUGGCAAGAGCUUCACUGUCUCAUCAAGCCUGGCCACUCACAUGCGGACGCAUACAGGAGAGAGGCCGUAUUCAUGUAGGGAGUGUGGCAAGAGCUUCACUGUCUCAUCAAGCCUGGCCACUCACAUGCGGACGCAUACAGGAGAGAGGCCAUAUUCAUGUAGGGAGUGUGACAAGAGCUUUAGCCAAUCAGUUCACCUGGCCACUCACAUGCGGACGCAUACAGGAGAGAGGCCGUAUUCAUGUAGGGAGUGUGGCAAGAGCUUUAGCCAAUCAGUUCACCUGGCCACUCACAUGCGGACGCAUACAGGAGAGAGGCCGUAUUCAUGUAGGGAGUGUGGCAAGAGCUUCACUGACUCAUCAAGCCUGGCCACUCACAUGCGGACGCAUACAGGAGAGAGGCCGUAUUCAUGUAGGGAGUGUGGCAAGAGCUUUAGCAGAUCAGUUAACCUGGCCACUCACAUGCGGACGCAUACAGGAGAGAGGCCGUAUUCAUGUAGAGAGUGUGGCAAGAGCUUCACUGUCUCAUCAAGCCUGGCUAAACACAUGCCGACGCAUACAGGAAAGAGGCCAUAUUCAUGUAGGGAGUGUGGCAAAGGCUUUAGCCAAUCAGUUCACUUGGCCACUCACAUGCGGACGCAUACAGGAGAGAGGCCGUAUUCAUGUAGGGAGUGUGGCAAGAGCUUCACUGUCUCAUCAAGCCUGGCCACUCACAUGCGGACGCAUACAGGAGAGAGGCUGUAUUCAUGUAGGGAGUGUGGCAAGAGCUUUAGCCAAUCAGUUCACCUGGCCACUCACAAGCGGACGCAUACAGGAGAGAGGCCGUAUUCAUGUAGGACUGUGGGAAAAGUUUCACUGUCUCAUCCAAGUAGUGCCCAGUAUUCAUCAAGCUUGACAUAUUGACCAACUGUCAAAUAGUACUACUAAAUAUAUAAAUAUAAAUUAUGAAGUAUUUUUGAAAUGAGUAAUCUAACACAUCUUCAGUAAAGAAUAUAUCAAAGCCAUAGAUUUUGAGUCAUAAAAUAAAGUUUAAUUUAUUAAAAAACUAAUUGACAUUAAGAAACCAUAGGAUUACAACAGGGCAUUGAUUAAAACUGUCAAAUAUUGAAGAAUUAUCCCAUGAAAGUUGUUGGCACCUACUAAAGCCAAAACCCAUUGUCUUUGGAAUUUAUGUUACCACUGCUUGUUUUUGCUAUUGUUUGCUCUGUGAAAAAAAAAA
This is a messenger RNA of Crotalus tigris (Tiger rattlesnake), 1449 nucleotides long. Its product is annotated as zinc finger protein 135-like. Lineage: Eukaryota; Metazoa; Chordata; Lepidosauria; Squamata; Viperidae. The transcript has a single exon. The record is from RefSeq and is a predicted model, not a curated record. Bases 105 to 1133 code for a protein of 342 amino acids.